AUGUUGGAACACGAUGCCCUCGUCCUUUUGUACUCUCACCUGCCGGACUUCCCGCGCGCCAGCGAUGCCCUACAAACGCUCAAGAAGGUGGCGUCGCUGGUGAAGCCCAUUAUGCGGGCCAGAGGUUGGAAAGUACGAGAGCUAGCAGAGUUCUAUCCAGAUCAAGCAAAUCUCCUUGGCCUGAAUGUCAACAGGGGACAGAGAAUCCUCAUCAGAUUACGAUACCCCGGCGACCGAUCCUUGUUUCUCCCAAUUGAGCAAGUCGUCGACACGAUGCUACACGAGCUUUCCCAUAUUGUUUUCGGACCUCAUGACGGGAAAUUCCAUGCUUUGUGGAACCAGCUUCGAGAUGAACAUGAGGCGCUCAUUCGUAAGGGCUACACGGGCGAAGGUUUCCUUUCCGAUGGACACCGUCUUGGAGGUGGUCGUCUACCCAUGCACGAAGCUCGCAGACUCGCCCGAGUCUCGGCUGAGAAGCGCCGCUCGUUGAAUGCUGGCUCCGGUCAGCGUCUUGGUGGUUCAGGGCCUCGACAGGGAUCAGAUAUUCGGCGAACUAUUGUUGGUGCAAUCGAGCGCCGAAACAAUACUCUGCAAGGAUGCGGAAAUUUGAAUCACAAUGAUCGGGAGAUCGAACAAAUUUCCGAGACAGCAACAAGAAACGGCUUCCGUACUCAGGCUGAGGAGGAUGCUGCAAAUGAAGCAGCCAUUGCUCAGGCGCUAUGGGAGUUGGUUCAGGAGGAGGAAAAGCAGCGGUACGGGAACUACUACGUUCCGCCAAGUGCACAAAACCCGACCGGCAACGGCGGUGGCACGAUCAUGGAGGAAUUUGCACCGAGGAGCAACAGCGUGCCUCCCCCGAUCCCGGAACCUUCAAGACCUCCUCCGGUACCGAGGUCCGAAACCCGGCCACCGGUGAUUGCGGCACCGACCCCCCAGGCAGAACCGCAACGUGGUUGGACGUGUGUAAUAUGCACUCUCCACAAUCCUGCAAACUUCCUCUGCUGUGAGGCGUGCGGCACCGAAAAGGGCCAGGAUCCUCAGCGCCAUGUGUGGACUCCCAAUGCAGAGAAACGAGAGCGUCAGCAAGCAUCGGCAUCAGCACCGGUAGCGUCUCGUGCGAGACCGCCGGCAGAGACGAUAGACCUGACAGGCAGUCCGCCGAGAGGAAGCAACGGUGGCAGCGCGAGCGUUGCGGCUAACCGUGUAUCAGCCCCAGCGAAGCCCUUGACUUGGAAGUGUUCUUUCUGCGGCACCGUCAUGGAGAGACAGUGGUGGACGUGUUCGACAUGUGGAGUGAUGAAGGACAGUUCCGCCUGA
Molecule: messenger RNA, 1317 nt
Organism: Colletotrichum karsti
Lineage: Eukaryota; Fungi; Ascomycota; Sordariomycetes; Glomerellales; Glomerellaceae
Product: WLM domain-containing protein
Exons: 2
Coding region: 1-1317 (438 amino acids)
Source: RefSeq, a predicted model, not a curated record